AUGCCUCUUUAUGCCAAGUUUAUGAAAGAUUUGUUGGCAAAGAAGAGGAAUUGGAAGAAAUAUGAAAUAGUCGUACUUACCAAGGAGUGUAUUGCUAUAAUUCAAAAGAAUUUUCCUAAAAAUUUGAAAGAUCCAGGGAGUUUUUUUAUCCCUUGCACCAUUGGUGAGGUUACCAUUGAAAGAGCUCUAUGUGAUCUUGUGACUAACAUCAAUCUAAUGCCCCUGUCUUUGAUGAGAAAGCUUCAAAUUGAUGAGGUAGAACCCACUAAAAUUUCUCUACAACUCGCUGAUCGAUCUAUUAAGUUUCCGCUUGGUGUUGUUGAGAACUUGCUACUUAAGGUGGGAACCUUUAUAUUUCCUGCAAAUUUUGUUAUCUUGGACAUGGAGGAAGACAUUAAUGCUUCCAUUAUUUUAGGAAGACCUUUCCUUGCUACUAGAAGUGCCUUAAUUGAUGCUAUGCAACAUCCUAGUGAUUCGGAAGAUUGUAUAAAAAUUGAUUUGAUAGAUCCUUUGGUGCAAGAAGCACUAGAAGAGAAGGUACUCAAUGAUUCACUAGAGCCUCCUGUUGAGGAUGGUAUAGCUGAAAUUGAUGAUUGCCCACUACCCAAAGAAGUCAUACAUGUUCCUAAUAAGGAGGAGGGGACACCCAAGCUUGAUUUAAAGUCCCAACCUCCUUUUCUAAAAUAUGCUUUUCUUGGAGAAAAGGACUCUUAUCCAGUGAAAAUAAGCUCCUUUUUGAGUACUUGUGAAGAGGAACUGCUCAAGAUAUUGAAGGACCACAAAUCAGCCCCUGCUUGGACCAUUGGUAACCUUAAAGAAAUAAGCCCAGCCAUGUAUAUGCACAACAUCUAG
This is a messenger RNA of Arachis ipaensis, 852 nucleotides long. RefSeq lists its product as uncharacterized. The record is from RefSeq and is a predicted model, not a curated record. Lineage: Eukaryota; Viridiplantae; Streptophyta; Magnoliopsida; Fabales; Fabaceae.